AUGGAACUUACAUCUUUGCCUAAAUUCCUUUGGACAAGUGACAACAAAUUUCUGCAUCACCAAUUUCCGGACAUAUUGGCUACGGUUCAUACCACACAAGACAUUCCUGAAGAAGUUGUUUUUGGACCAUGCAUGCUCCAGAACACCCUGCUGGACACUGUAGCUUUUAUUGCUCUCAAGUGUUCUGAUAGACGGAACAUCCACUAUGUUUUUAAGGUAGACGUUACGUCUGUGCACAGUCCCACAGGGCUGCCUUGGAUGAGACUUGUACAAGCAGCUGCCAAUAGCAAGGAGCAGAACUUGGAAGCUUACUUAGAAAACAGUCAGUUAUAUUAUCGCUCUACCAGGAAAAUCAACAAAAAUGAGGAGCUGCUUGUCUGGUAUGAUGAGGAGCUUUCCAGCCUCUUGGGUUUCAAUGAGAUAAAAGCUCAGAGUCCCCAGAAUGAGUUGAGAUGCCAAGAAUGCAGCCGAGUCUUUAAAUGUGAGCAUUCCUAUCUCUCCCAUGUCCGCUUCCUGUGUGUCCCAGAGAAGAGCGCCCUGCUAUGGAGAAAAUUCCAGAACCUUAAGACUGAAAAGAGCAACUUAGCUGAGCAGACCACGAAUUUCCACAGCCUGGCAAGGGAUCUAGAGGUCAAAAUGGCAGCUUGUAAAGAUGAUGCCCAUGGUCUCACAGGAGAAAGGAGAGCAAAAUCUGAAGAGGCUGAGAACACCAGGAGCAGGAAAACAGUGUUGUUGGAGAAAACCAAUAAUCUGAGUGAGGAACAUAACUGUGGGGGCAAGGAAGAGGUUGGGGCAGAGCAUGCAUUGGCUGGUUCUUUCUGGAAAUCUAGUUCAGGGAGGCAGUCAGCUAGGAAGGAUGCUUUAGAGCAGAAGCAGAGCGCUUUCACUGAGGUCAGGAGGAUGAAGGAGAAGCUGAGGAAUGAGAAACCGAAGGAGCCAGAACAGGAGGAUGGCACAGUCCCACCUGGUAAAGAGCAGGUAUCAAAGGAAGUGUUGCUGAACUCCUCCGGUAGUGCAUUCUCCUUUGUGUGGCCCACCAGAGCCCGAGGAGAGCAGAAGAGUGCUUUCAGCCAACCCAGUAAGUGUCUAACAGAAAGAGCUGCAAUAAAUUCUUCUCAUCCCAUGAGUGAGUCACCAAAGAGCCUGGGGGAGCUGUCUGGCUUCAUUGCCACCACAGACAUCAUGUGCUGCAGCACUCUUCUCAAUUCCAAGUUCUUUGUCAGUGAUUUGUGUAAUGCUCAGAUGCUGCAGACAAGCAUCACUCGGAGCAAUGUUUUCCCAUAUACCUCAGAACCGUGGCCCAAACAAGCAGGAGGACAGUUACAAAACACAACCACCACUUCUUCCUCCUCCUCUUCUUCCUUGACUCUUCUUCCCCCCACCUUCACGUCCUUUGGAGUGGCUGCCCAGAAUUGGUGUGCCAAAUGUAACCUGUCCUUUCGCAUGACAUCUGAUUUAGUCUUCCACAUGCGGUCACAUCACAAAAAAGAAUACUCCUCAACUGAAUCCCAGUGCAAGAGGAGACGAGAGGAGAAGCUAACAUGUCCCAUUUGUCACGAGUAUUUCCGAGAACGCCAUCAUUUAUCCCGGCACAUGACUUCUCAUAAUUAG
Molecule: messenger RNA, 1611 nt
Organism: Gymnogyps californianus (California condor)
Lineage: Eukaryota; Metazoa; Chordata; Aves; Accipitriformes; Cathartidae
Gene: ZNF488
Product: zinc finger protein 488
Exons: 3
Coding region: 1-1611 (536 amino acids)
Biological process (GO): regulation of DNA-templated transcription
Cellular component (GO): nucleus
Molecular function (GO): protein binding
Source: RefSeq, a predicted model, not a curated record